This is a messenger RNA of Chrysoperla carnea, 681 nucleotides long. RefSeq lists its product as uncharacterized. Lineage: Eukaryota; Metazoa; Arthropoda; Insecta; Neuroptera; Chrysopidae. The transcript is spliced from 6 exons. Bases 1 to 681 code for a protein of 226 amino acids. The record is from RefSeq and is a predicted model, not a curated record.
AUGUCAUUAAAUCAGUUAAAACUUGUUCGUAGUCAAAAGGAUAUUCCUUUUAAUGAUGAAAUUGAAAAUGUUUUUGAUAAUGUAGACCAUUUAUAUAGUGAUAAAAAACGAGUUAUUAGUUUUGGUUCGUCUGAAGUACUCGAUUACAAAUUUCCAAUAAUCGAAGAUGCAGUUAAGGAGGAUGAAUCAGAAGGGGAUAAAAUUAUUAUCGCAUAUUUUAAACAACAUAAAAUUCAAGAAUUAUUUCAUACUUUAUUAACACAUAUGUUAAUUAAAAUGCCAGAUGAUCCAGUUCAGUAUUUAAUAUGUCUAUUAGAAAGAUUUAAUUUAUAUGUUACUGGAGAAAUUCAAGAACCUCCAUUAGUAUUCAGAAGGAGGCAUAUUGAAUCAAUUUUUCAAGCAAUGGAUAUUUUUGAUAGCGGUACCAUUACUGUUAAUCAAUACUUCUCAGGUUCAAAAACGAUGGGUAUUUUUACCAAAGAAUUACCAGUUUGUAAUAAAGAUGGUUUAAUUAAAAAAGAAGAGUUUUUUAAAAACGCAUAUUCUGGUCAACUCACUAUGGUGAAUGAAAUAGUUAUGCUACAAAUGUGGUGGGAUUUAAUGCAAGAAGACCAAAAGCAGACUGAAGCAAUCAGCAGAUACUUAUUAGAUAGCAGACACAUUAAAAACGAUCGCCGAUAA